UCUCAUUCAAUAUAGUUGGCAUCAGUCUCGCGGUGGUCAGUCGGCCCGACCGCGCGAGAGCAAGUGACACAGUCUGAUUUACAAACCUGCCACAAUCUGCGCGGCUUAUCACUCGAUUUGUUCACGACUCGAUAAGCAGCUGCAGAGACAAAGAGAGACCCUUUCAAGCAACAUGGCUAGCGAAGAGGGCGAGUCUUUGGCCUCGUUUCUGCAAGACAAAGAUGCGCCGCAAAAGCAGUCGGUGGGUUUCAGCGAGCGUUUGGUGAGCAUCGCGACGGCCAUCAGCAUGGAGCCGAUUCUGAUGCUGAACAUGACCACCGUCGCACUUGUUCAGGUGAUUUCGCAAAGUUGGCUGCUGCGACUGGCGUGCGACGAGGUGAGCGAGGCGAACUGUCGCGAUUCAUCCGAUAACAGCACCGCCGUUCAGUGCAGGGUCGACUGCAGUCAGCACGAAAUCCAAGCCGACAUACAAAAGACGGUCGCCGAAGUGCAGGCGUGGAGGUCGGCAAUUGAGUUUUCAGUGGCGUUGCUGCUGGUGCCGUUUCUGGGCGCGUGGAGUGACGGCCGCAAAAACGGCCGCUUGCCCGUGAUGCUUUUCGCUUUGUCGGGCAGGACGGUGCAGCAGGUGGUGGCCCUCGGACUCCUCCUGCUGCCCUUGCCGCCUUCCCUGAUGGUGGUUGGCGUCAGCUUGGCAGUGCCGGUGGCCCUCACCGCGUCCAGCAUGGCCGUCGACAUGGCCGCCUACAGCUACAUCUCGGACACCACCGUUCAGAAGAUGCGGACAAUGCGUCUCGGUCUGGCCAACGCGUGUUGGUGCUUCGGCAGCGUCCUCGGCCUCCUCUUAUCUGGACUUCUGCUGCAAGCCGGAGGAGAAAUCCUUGUCUUUUCCACCGGACUUGCACUGCAAAUAGUUUGCUGCCUAAUCUGCAUUUGGCGGAUGCGAGGGCUGGGCAAAGCUGCUUCUGAAGCAACAAGUGAAGAAGAAGAAAUCAAGAAAAAAAUUGACUGUUGUCUGGUGGUGGAGUCGAUUGGGGUGGCGUUUGCGAAACGACCUGGAAAGGCCAGAGUCUUGAUUCUCCUCAUGCUUUUCAACUUGUUCCUGGCUUUCGGCGCCAGUUGUGGACGUCAGGCCAUAAUGUUCAUGUACAGCAGGUUGCGUUUCCAAUGGGACGAAGUUGAAUACGGACUCUACGGAACUUUCCUCAUGCUCAUGGAAGUUAUAGGGAGUGUGAUAGCGAUGGCAGUAUUCAGCCACAAGUUGCGAUUGCCGGACACCGUCGUCGGACUCAUGUCCUGCGUCAGCCAAGUCCUCUCCAGCACUUUUUACACGUUCGCCAAAUCAACCUUGGGAAUGUACAUAGCGCCGUUGGUGGAGGUGGCGAACGGACAAGUCGUUGUUAUUCCCAGAGCUAUUGUGACGAAACUCACUGAGUCACAUGAACAAGGGAAGGUACACGCCUUGUUCGGAUGCGUGGAAGCGGUGGUGCCUUUGGUAUUUGAGCCGUUGUACAACAGUUUGUACGCGGCCACGCUAGACACAGUGCCAGAAACUGUUUUCUGGUUGUCAGCGGCUCUCACGUUGCCCCCAACCUUACUCUUUGUGUGGCUUCAAUGGGGUCAUGGCAAAAACUGGAUCCCCUCUUCAAGAGAGCCAGUCAAGACUGACAAAAGCUCAGAUGCUGACCUGACUUUGUAAUAACUCCUGAGCAGAAUUAUAAGAGUCCAAUGCGUCAUGGAACAACCAAAGUUAUUUUUAAACCAUGGAUUAUAAUAAUUUCUGUGAUUAUGCCACUCCAGUAUUAAAAUAAUAAAAUUUGAAAAAAAAAAUCAAAUUGGGAUAAAAAAAACCGAAUUAAAAGUUCAGGUAUCCCAGUUCGGUUAUGUCG
Messenger RNA from Neocloeon triangulifer, 1886 nucleotides. Its product is annotated as tetracycline resistance protein, class C. Gene Ontology annotation, molecular function: transmembrane transporter activity. NCBI's taxonomy places the organism in Eukaryota, Metazoa, Arthropoda, Insecta, Ephemeroptera, Baetidae. Gene Ontology annotation, cellular component: membrane. The record is from RefSeq and is a predicted model, not a curated record. The transcript has 11 exons. Gene Ontology annotation, biological process: transmembrane transport. The coding region runs from base 173 to 1696 and encodes 507 amino acids.